Messenger RNA from Exserohilum turcica Et28A, 1794 nucleotides. RefSeq lists its product as uncharacterized. The transcript has a single exon. Gene Ontology annotation, molecular function: ubiquitin protein ligase activity; zinc ion binding; nucleic acid binding. Lineage: Eukaryota; Fungi; Ascomycota; Dothideomycetes; Pleosporales; Pleosporaceae. Gene Ontology annotation, biological process: mRNA processing; protein ubiquitination; ubiquitin-dependent protein catabolic process. Bases 73 to 1794 code for a protein of 573 amino acids. Gene Ontology annotation, cellular component: nucleus. The record is from RefSeq and is a predicted model, not a curated record.
UCUCGAUUCCUCAUCAUAACACGCUUCUCUCACUACACACCCACUCCAAAGCUGCGCCCACGCCACACCACCAUGACUUCCUCCAUUUUCUACAAGUUCAAGAACUCGAGAGACAGCGAGCGCAUCAUCUUCAACGGAACUGACUUGAGCGUAUUCGAGCUCAAGAAGGAGAUUAUCAGCGCGAGCGGCCUGGGCGACGGCACCGACUUCAACCUCCACAUCUUCCCGCAAGAUGACCCUGCUUCCGAAUACAAAGACGACACGACGCUGAUCCCGCGCUCCUCGACGGUGAUUGCCAUACGGCGCCCCGCCCCCAAAGGCCAGGGCAGGGCCGCCCGCUACGUCACAGGCAAAGCGCCGUCACGCGCAAUCACAACACAAACCAAGCCCGCGGCGCCUUUGCCCGCCACAAGCAAUGCGACGCCAGAAGACGCAGAGGCUGCUUUCCUGGCAGAGUCGGCCAUGGCAUGGGACGCACAGAAAGAAGCCCUCUCACACGCGAAGCCCGUGUACCGCAAGAACAACACCAAAAACGUCGUUGUUCCGUCGCACCCGCCGCCACCAGGCUAUGUCUGCCGUCGCUGCAACAUCAAAGGCCACUGGAUCCAGGCCUGCCCUACCAACGACGACCCCGACUUCAAGCCCGUCUUCCAAGCCAAGCGCACGACGGGCAUCCCGCAGUCGUUCCUCAAAAAGGUCGAGAAGCCUGUUGACGAGGAGGCUGCAAAGGGCGUCAUGCUCAACGCCGACGGUGAAUACGUACAAGUUAUGACAGACACAAAAGCAUGGGAUAAGUUUCAGGAAAAGACAAACGCAUCGCGUGCGCGCGCGGCGAGCGCAGAUGCCGCCAGCAAAGAGCUCCGCGAACGCGGACUCGAAUGCCCAAUCGACAACCAAAGAUUUGUCGACCCAGUCAAGACGCCUUGUUGUGGUAAGACAUACUGCCGUGAGUGCAUCGACAAUGCGCUCGCAGACGGAGAUUUGGUUUGCCCCAACUGUGCUAAGGAGGAUGUGUUGAUGGAUGAUCUUAUUGCCGACGAUGAUAUGGUCAAGUCUCUCAAGGCAUACGACGCAGAGAAGGCAGCAGAGAAGGAGAAGGCAAAGGCAGCAGUUGCUUCAACAAAUGAAUCAGUUUCUCAAUCACAUGCUACUGACAACGCAAAUUCUUCUGUCGCAAAUGACACUACCAAUACUCCUAGUGCUACUACUGCGGCGGUGGCGGACGAAGCCUCCGAUACUGACUCUACCUCUUCCAAAAAGCGCAAAGAGCCGCCGACAGACAUCAAGCCACCUACCGCGCCAAAGGCGAUGCGUCAAGCCGCCGACCCCGCGUCCAAAAUGGAACAGGAAUUCAUCCAGCAAAUGGAAAUGCUCAAGAACGCGCCAAUGGGCCCCAUGGGCAUGCCCAUGAACUUGAACAUGCCCAUGCCCAUGCAGAUGCCAAACCCCAUGGCCUUUCAAACCGGUUUCCAGAUGGGCUUUCCACAGCAACAGCAACAACAACAACAAGCCGGAGGACCACAACAACAAGCCUGGUUCCCCCAGCAGCAAAACUUUGGAUAUGGCCAACAUCAACAACAGUUUGGUCAGCAGUUUGGCCAGCAACACCAGCAGUUUGGAUGGGGCGCCCCUAUGCAAGGGCAAUGGGGUGUUGGUGUUGGCGCGGGCCUCCAGCAACAACAACAACAACAAAAUCAACUACAACAACAAGAUAACGACGCCUACGACAGACAACCGGUGAAUCCCCGAGGCCGAAACCGCCGUUCCCGCGCCCCAGAUUACAGAUACCUAUAA